AUGCUGCUGCUGCUGCCCUUAUGCUUGGCUGUGGAGGUCAAGCGACCCCGCGGCGUCUCCCUCUCCAACCAUCACUUCUACGACGAGUCUAAGCCUUUCACUUGCCUGGAUGGCUCGGCCACCAUCCCUUUUGAUCAGGUCAAUGACGAUUACUGUGACUGCAAGGAUGGCUCAGACGAGCCAGGCACGGCUGCCUGUCCUAACGGCAGCUUCCACUGCACCAACACUGGCUACAAGCCCCUUUACAUCCCCUCCAGUCGGGUCAAUGAUGGAGUUUGUGACUGCUGUGACGGCACAGAGGAGUACAAUAGUGGCAUCGUCUGCGAGAACACUUGCAAAGAGAAGGGCCGUCAGGAGAGGGAGACUCUGCAGCAGAUGGCGGAGGUCACCCGCGAGGGCUUCCGCUUGAAGAAGAUCCUCAUUGAGGACUGGAAGAAGGCCCGGGAGGAGAAGCAGAAAAAGCUCAUUGAGCUACAGGAGGGGAAGAAGUCCCUGGAGGACCAGGUGGAGAUGCUACGGACAGUGAAGGAGGAGGCUGAGAAGCCAGAGAAGGAGGCCAAGGAACAGCACCGGAAGCUGUGGGAAGAGCAGCAGGCUGCCUCUAAGGCCCAGCGGGAGCAGGAGCUGGCAGCCAGUGCCUUCCAGGAGCUGGACGAUGACAUGGACGGGAUGGUCUCGGUGGCAGAAUUGCAGACCCACCCGGAGCUGGAUACGGAUGGGGACGGGGCGCUAUCAGAAGGGGAAGCCCAGGCACUCCUCGGAGGAGACUCGCAGACAGAUGCUGCCGCCUUUUAUGACCGUGUUUGGGCUGCCGUCAGGGACAAGUACCGGUCAGAGGCACCACCCACCGACCUGCCGGCACCUACCACUGACCUGACGGAGCCCAAGGAGGAGCAGCCACUGCCAGUGCCUUCACCACCCUCAGAGGAGGAGGAGGAGGAGGAGGAGGAGGGAGAAGAGGAGGAGGAGGAGGAAGAGGAAGAAGAAGAGCCUGAGGUGCAGGGAGAGCGGCCCAAGGACACCCAGCCCCCACAGGUGCCACCCCAGCCGGCCAGCCCCACUGAGGAGGACAAGAUGCCGCCCUAUGACGAGCAGACGCAGGCCUUCAUUGAUGCUGCCCAGGAGGCCCGCAGCAAAUUUGAGGAGGCCGAGCAGUCCUUGAGGGACAUGGAGGAGUCCAUCAGGAACUUGGAGCAGGAGAUUUCCUUUGACUUUGGCCCCAGCGGGGAGUUUGCCUACCUCUACAGCCAGUGCUACGAGCUGACCACCAAUGAGUACGUUUACCGGCUCUGCCCCUUCAAGCUUGUCUCACAGAAACCCAAACUCGGAGGCUCCCCUACCAGCCUUGGCACCUGGGGCUCGUGGGCCGGCCCUGACCAUGACAAGUUCAGCGCCAUGAAGUACGAGCAGGGGACAGGCUGUUGGCAGGGCCCCAAUCGCUCCACCACUGUGAGGCUCCUGUGUGGGAAGGAGACAGUGGUGACUAGCACGACAGAGCCCAGCCGUUGUGAAUACCUCAUGGAGCUGAUGACGCCGGCUGCUUGCCCCGAGCCGCCGCCGGAGCCGCCUGCCGAUGGCGACCAUGAUGAGCUCUAG
Molecule: messenger RNA, 1596 nt
Organism: Orycteropus afer afer
Lineage: Eukaryota; Metazoa; Chordata; Mammalia; Tubulidentata; Orycteropodidae
Source: RefSeq, a predicted model, not a curated record